Molecule: messenger RNA, 1347 nt
Organism: Lytechinus pictus (painted urchin)
Lineage: Eukaryota; Metazoa; Echinodermata; Echinoidea; Temnopleuroida; Toxopneustidae
Exons: 2
Coding region: 131-1252 (373 amino acids)
Source: RefSeq, a predicted model, not a curated record
GGAAUGAUACCUCUCAUAGCUGCUUCAUACUCAUAGCCACCCUUUUAAAGUUGCCUUGGCUUUAUCAGUAAGUUCCUGUGGGAUCAUAGGCUUACCAGACCGAAUUAAAAAAAAAUCUUUGAGUGUGCAGAUGACAGAAUUAAUGGAGCAGUUUCUACAGAGCUGUGAGAGGCAAGCCACUGCUAAAGAAAGAGUAUUGCAGAUGGAAGCCAAGCAGGAUUCAGAAGGAUCUAUCGAAGCAGUAGACCAAGGAGCCAAUCGUCCGGCUGAAACCCACCAAGAUCUAGAGGAUGACACCUGUCCGCCUCGGACAAGUACCCCAAAGAAGAACAGCAACCCAAAUCCACCAGAGGCACUGAACAUGAGAAGCGCCAGUCCCGUUCCUUGCGUCAAAGACCCUCUUCCGGCUUCGCCUAUUAAUUGUCAGGAGGUUGUAGAGGAGGUAGCGGAGCUUUGUCUGCAAGAAGGAGAUGAUGCAGAUGGGAACGACCAGGCUGAGGUACACUCCGUUGCUGGGGAUCUCCAAGAGGAGGACACACCCAACCCUGUGGGAACAUCUAGGCCAUUUGCUAGUAGUAGUAGUACCCCGGAAGAGAUCAUGUCUUCCGUCAAUUGGGUGACGGAUGCUUCGAUAGCUAAUACCGAGGGAAUUAAAAAGUUAGAAGACAUUCAAAGGAAACAUCGGGUAGCAGCUGUAAACCAGCACUCGAAGUCUAUGACUGAAAUACAGUCGUUAAAGAAUGAAAGUCGACAUCAUGGUAAGGUUAAUGACAUGCUGAUUCAGAGGAUUACGGCCCUUGAAAAUGAUAAGGUAGUAGCAUCUGCAGGUGUCGAGCCAUGGAAGAUUCCCUUCUUAGAACUUAAAAGAAAUAAGAAGGAAUUCAUCUCUUCCACAAUCAUUAAAACUAAAUGCGGGGGAUGCUUUCGGGCAAAGUUUUUCCUGAAUGAAUUACGGUUGAGGCUAGUCGUCUCUCAUAUAUCCGAGUGCACUGCUGCGGAAUCGGCUCAUAGCAAGUACCAUUGUAGAGUGCAUCUCCUGCACUUUCGCAACGUUGCCGAUUCCAUUCAGGAAGAACAGGAUUUACGAAUGGGUGUAUGUGGCACUGAAUUCCUUACCUUAUUUCCCAUGAGAAAGUUAGAAGAGAAUGAUAGUCCAUUUGUGAAGGAUGGGGUCAUUUUUAUCAAUCUAAUCUUUGAAAAAAUACAGGCCGACAACAUUCCAAGCGCAAAAUGUUUGCAGAAAAGGUAUUAAAAGGUUAAGUUUGAACUAAUUAGGCCUGACACGUACCAGUUUCUUUUUCUCUUUUUUAUUUACAUUUGCCUGUUGGUGAUUUUUCGGCGGGAACA